CGGGGCGGGGGGCGGCCCCGGGCUGGGAUGUGGCACCGCCGCGGGACCGCCGCCUGGGAGCUGGGAGCGCGGCGGGAGCCCCUGGGCUCCGAGCAGCCGGCUCCCCACGCCCGGGGGCAGGAGCCUCCCAGGUGCCAUUGAGCGGCCAUGGAGGAGUCCACACGGCUGGGUUACUGCAUCGUGGCCGGCAGCUUCGUGACCUUCCAGUUCUUCUUCUCGGCCGUCAGCCCCCAGCUCUCGCUGGCACUCAGCCGCCGCUACUGCGGCCUGACCGCUGUCAAAAAGUGCGAGUGGAACUCCAGGUGUGUCUCCACUCUGCACGCGCUCAUCGUCGGCCUCUUCUGCCUCUACAUCCUGCUCUUCGAUGGAGCCAUUAACGCCAACCCCAUCUGGGGGGACCCUUACCUGGUGAAACUCAACGUGGCCAUCACCUGCGGCUACCUGCUCUACGAUUUGCUGCUGCUCCUGCGGUACUGGAAGAUGCUGGGCGACUCCCUGUUCGUUUGCCACCACUUGGUGGCGCUGUACGCCUACGGAUAUGUGCUGAGCCGAGGGGUGCUGCCCUAUUUCGCCAACUUCCGCCUCCUCUCCGAGCUCUCCACCCCAUUCGUCAACCUGCGGUGGUUCUUUGACACCGUGGGGCAGCCCCGCUCCUCCUGGUUCGUCCUAGCCAACGGCCUGGCCAUGACCGUGGUCUUCUUCCUGGUGCGCAUCGCCGUCAUCCCCAGCUACUACGCCCGCAUGCUGGCCUGGCACGGCACGCCCGAGUACGCCCGCCUGGGGCUGGCCGUGCAGGUGGCCUGGAUCAUGCCCAGCCUGGCCCUGGAGGUCCUCAACCUGGUCUGGAUGUACAAGAUCAUCCGGGGCUUCUACCGGGCCUUCUGCCGGUCCCAGGAGCGCAAGGCGGCCUGCAGCCACGGGGACUAAGCGGGAGCUGGACUUCCCCAGGGGGCGCAGCCAGGGGGCCCCCAAGCUCCUGGCACAGAUGGAAGAUCCACUCUAGUUCCCAUCAAAGCCCACAGCAACAGAAAUACCCUGGCCUGGCGUGUGCCCCCAGGCACCUGGACUGGCCCCCACUGAGCAACAGGGGCAUCUGGACUGGCACAUGCCCUACAGGCAGCUAGGAAACUCAUGGAGAUCACAGACUGGCAUAUGCCCCAGGCACCCAGGAAAUCCAUGGGGCACCGGGACUGGCAUUGAGCACUUGGGACAUCUGGACCUGCGCAUGCCUGUCUUUGUGGGGGCCUGCGUGUCCAUGCACAAGGGGCACGGAGGCUCCAGCUGGCUGGGGGGCAGGGGGCAGAGCGGGGAGCCACAGUAGGGCCAUGCUGCAGCCUAGUGAACAGCUUCCCCAGGCCUCCGCACCCCCUCCAACUCCUACAAAAAGGGGAAGGAGGCCCACACUACUGGGCUGGAGAGUUGGGGGGGCGGGGCCCACGUGUGCUGAACCCCCGGGGGCCAACGGUUAUUUGUAGCUUUUGAGGACAACACACACACACACACACCCCCAGGAUCCUGCAGUCUGACCCAAGCUCCUCCCUGCCAGAUGCCUCCUGGCCCAUAGCAACCCCCUUCCAUAAGGCCCUGGCCCCCUACCCAAGGGGACGGGGCAGGGUUCUGGGGCUGAGCCUGCUCUGGCAGGGGGAGCUGGGUGCAGAGUUGGGAGCCACAUGGGUCCCAGCAGGGGUGUCUCUGGCACAGGUCAGCCCCCAGCUAAACAUGUUCAGAACCCCCCGGGCUGGGGCCCCCGAGAACUGGGCUGUAGUCCCUGCUCUGCUGCAGACUCCCAAGGCGAGUCGCGGUGCCUCUGUGCCUCAGUUUCCCUGUCUGUUAAAGGGGGACAACGCCCCUUCAGCUGUGCCUUCUCUCUUCAGACUGGGAGCUCUGUGGGGCAAGCCUGUCCUCCACUCUAUCCGUGCAGCGCCUGGCACGGCCGGGGGACCCCGAUCUCGGCCAGGCCCAGACAGCGCCCCUUGAUCUCGGCCUGGGCCUCUAGGCAUUUCCACGCUCCCAGUGACACUCUGAAGUAGCCUCCCUCACCAGGUCUCGCUCCGGUCGGCUCCGAGAUCGGGUUUUUUGGAUGGUUUCCAGUGAAGAAUCUCAAAUUCCUUCUCGAUUCCUUGUUUCAUACCUGACAUUUCUGCCCUAGCGAGGAAUUAACCCUCCCCCCAUACUAAUUUAUUAACCCCAACCCCCCCACCCCCCCGGGCCAGGGGACGAGCGCCCAGCUCACCCCCAAACCUGGCUGGGCUCCGACCUCUCCGGCCACGUUUGCCUCCAGUGUCUGUCUGUCAGGGGAGGGGUGGGACCCUCAGUGUGGGUGUCAGGGGACAGGCCACUGGGCUGGGACUCAGGACACCUGCGGUCCGUCCCCAGCUUUGCCACUGGCCAGCUGGGUGACUCUGCACAAGUCACUGCCCAUUCUGUGCCUCAGUUUCCCCUCUCGCUCUUUGUUUAGAUUGUGAGCUCGUUGGGGCAGGGACUUUACUUCGUUCUGGGUCUGGGCAGCCCCCAGCUCAACAGGAGCACCCCCACAUCUCAGCUGGGGUCUGGGCAGCCCCUGGCACAAUGGGAGCACCCCAAUAUCUCAGCUGGGGUCUGGGCAGCCCCUGGCACAAGAGGGGCCCCCCACAUCUCAGCUGGAAUCUGGGCAGCUUCUGGCACAAUGGGAGCACCCCAAUAUCUCAGCUGGGGUCUGGGCAGCCCCUGGCACAAUGGGAGCACCCCAAUAUCUCAGCUGGGGUCUGGGCAGCCCCUGGCACAAUGGGAGCACCCCAAUAUCUCAGCUGGAGUCUGGGCAGCCCCUGGCACAAGAGGGGCCCCCCACAUCUCAGCUGGGGUCUGGGCAGCCCCUGGCACAAUGGGGGGCCCCUGAUAUGUCAUCUGGGGUCUGGGUAGCCCCUGGCACAAUGGGGGCCCCAAUCCCGGUUAUGGUCUCUAAGGACAGUAGGACCGGUCAGUAAUACACCAAUUUGCACCAGCUGAGGACCUCGCCCUCCGACCCCUCCAGGCCUGGCUGUCAAUUGCCUCUUAGUAACAGCGGGCGCCCUCGGCUGCCGGGUUCAGGGCUGGCCUGGAGCAUUUACCCUGUCACCCGUUUCCUUGGUCUGGUCCCCACCCUCACUCUCCGCCCCAAAGCCCAUCAUGCCGGAGCCCAGCCCUGAACUCAAACCCGCCAGCCCGGGCCCGAUGCCGGGGAAUUCUCCAGCCUGUUCUCUGGGGGGCGAUCGGAAUCCACUGCCCACCACACUGCCCGGUGCCAGCUCAAACCUGGCAUUUCGUACCCUCCGCCCCAAACACCUGCAUCCCCGUUGGCCCGCGCCCCCCCAGAGCAGCACCCAGGCUCCCGCUGCCACCCCCUCGGGGGUGCCGCCGGCAGGAGAAAGGGGGAGGGGACAGACAGAGGGACGUGACACGAAUUGCGGGGACUCAGGUUUGCCAUCAUGUGGCAAGAUCAUUCUCAUGCCUUGCGGCACCGUUCUCAUGAGGGGCGCAUCCCCCCGUCUGAGGCCCGUCUCUCAUCCUGCCCCCUGGACUGUGAUCGCCAAGCGGCGCGGGGGCCUUGGCGGCUGGUGUAUGAAAAUAACAAUAAACAGGAUUUAGUUUAUUA
Messenger RNA from Chelonia mydas (Green sea turtle), 3610 nucleotides. RefSeq names its product TLC domain-containing protein 4. Gene Ontology annotation, cellular component: endoplasmic reticulum; membrane. NCBI's taxonomy places the organism in Eukaryota, Metazoa, Chordata, Testudines, Cheloniidae. Gene Ontology annotation, biological process: lipid homeostasis. The transcript is spliced from 7 exons. The record is from RefSeq and is a predicted model, not a curated record. The coding region runs from base 148 to 927 and encodes 259 amino acids.